CCUCCCCUCCUUCCUCCCUCCUCCACCUCCUCCUCCUCCUGCCGGCCACAUUCCCCGCUACCUUUCACCCCUGAGAAACCCCGAUCUGACGUUGAAGCAGCGCGGACAAACCCCGGGACAACAUGACGUCAGGUGUGACAGUGAACGAUGAGGUCGUCAGGGUGUUCAACGACAUGAAGGUGAGGAAGUCGUCAUCCCAGGACGAGGUGAGGAAGAGGAAGAAGGCGAUCCUGUUCUGUCUGAGCGAGGACAGGAAGAAGAUCAUUGUGGAGGAGGGGAAGCAGAUCCUGGUGGGAGACAUCGGCGAGACGGUGGACGACCCCUAUGCUUGCUUCGUUAAGCUCCUCCCCCUCAACGACUGCAGAUACGGCCUGUACGACGCCACUUACGAGACCAAGGAGUCCAAGAAGGAGGACCUUGUCUUCAUCUUCUGGGCUCCAGAAACGGCUCCACUGAAGAGCAAGAUGAUCUACGCCAGCUCCAAAGACGCCAUCAAAAAGAAGUUUACAGGUAUCAAACACGAGUGGCAAGUGAACGGACUGGACGACAUCCAGGACCGCAGCACGCUGGCUGAGAAGCUGGGCGGGAACGUGGUGGUGUCUCUGGAGGGCAAGCCGCUGUGAUGUCACUGCGGCGAGCCGAGCGGAGCCAAGCCAACCGCCGUGCCAUCCGGACCGAAGCACCUGACCCCACCUGAACACCGCCGCUUCACUCAGCAGCUUGCUCUGUCUGUAUCCAUGUCCUGAAGGAGUUAGCGUCUUUAGGCCUCUUUGUUUUUGUUUUUGUUCUUUUUUUUUUCCUAACAUGAAGGAGAUCUCAUUAACAUAACGAUAUGCAAACACCUCCCAGUUUGUUGCCACCUGACUUCUGUUCACCUGGCACAGUAAACAAAAGAUGACACACUACCAAACCCCAGGAAGGUUGUCUCUCUCACAGCCAGAGUUUUGCCAAAAAGUCCAUGUGAAGGAAGCAGACGAAUGUGUUGGAGGCGGGCGCCAUGCUACGAAGCUCCGCCUCCUGCAGCACACGGGUCGCAGCAUGAAGCUUUUUACAUAUGACUUUAUUUAUUAUUGUUCACUGUUUCUUCUCCAGCGUGUUAAAGCAGGCAGACGUAUUGUUAGACUAUGCAUCAGAGGAAGAGAAGAAGAUGUAACCCGGCACUUUUUGUUAAACACUACAGAACGUCAAAGCCUCUGUUUAUGUCAUCAAGAGAAUGUUUGUUUACCUCGCCUCAUUCCUGUCGGACUCACGUCAUUCUAGCUGUUUGGUCGUCGCCUUACUUCAGUUUGAAUGUAACCGUCACACCACCUAGUUAGAGUGCACUUUGUUUUUGUGAAGAAACUCAACAGGAAGCAGAUUAGCCCCGCCCCUCAGUGAGAGAUGACCCCACUACAACAACAACACGUCAACAUCUGGAGCCUUAAAGUGGAAUGUUGUUUCUGAGAUCACAGGAAGCCACUUUGCAAUAAAAGCCUGUGGCAGAUCUGA
Molecule: messenger RNA, 1488 nt
Organism: Labrus bergylta (ballan wrasse)
Lineage: Eukaryota; Metazoa; Chordata; Actinopteri; Labriformes; Labridae
Gene: cfl2
Product: cofilin 2 (muscle)
Biological process (GO): actin filament fragmentation; actin filament severing
Cellular component (GO): cytoplasm; actin cortical patch; actin cytoskeleton
Molecular function (GO): actin filament binding
Source: RefSeq, a predicted model, not a curated record